UCUUGUUAUUAUUAAAGCGUAUAACCUUUAUGUUUCAUUGUAAUUUUUCAAAAGAAACGCAUAAAUUCAAGUGUAACUGUGCAUUUAAUAGUGAAUUUGUGGAUGAUUUCGGCAACCACGCCGACAUUCAGUGCAUAAGAUGUUCUGCCUACAAGAAAAGGAGUUGCCACACUCCGAACCGUUCACCGAAAAAGACCCGCUCGACAGUCAAACACUAUCCGACUCGAGCGAUGAUGCGCCCCCACAAAAGCGUAUCAAAUUCGACUCAGAACUCAACCUACAAGUGUACCAAAUACCCACGUUCAAUACUCCAAAAUCACUGUCAAUAUAUCCUAUGCCAUCGAACACGUUACCAAAAUUUGUGAACAACCCGUUGAAUCUAGCGAAUCCCCUAAAUAUAAGUAGUAAUGUGAAUAAUGUUGUCAAAACGCUGCAAAGUCGAUAUUCGUUACCCUCAAAACUCAUGAUCACUCCGGUAAAUAAGAUUGACGGGGAAGUGGUUAGGUAUAAGAAGAACGGAGAAAUAGCGAAGAAAAGAGGACCGCCGAAGGGAUAUAAACGUAAACCGAAGGAUUUGUCACAGAGUUUCACUAAUGGAACUACUGUACAGACACAAAACAAAAUUCUAACGACCCUCCUAGCAACAAACAACACCACUGUGACCGCAGUUGAAUCAGAACCAGAGAUUAUUGUACCACCUGUGCCCAGUGAACCUAUAAAAUUACCACCAGGCGUAGAACUAGUAGAGUUACAGCUCGACCCAGAAGACUGGUUUCCCACCGAACCCUACAGGAUGAUAUUCAGCAGAAAGAAGAAUCCCAAGUGGAAAAACUUCCCCUACAGAUGUGAACAUUGUUUUAAGGGUUACCGAGUAGCUUCCACCCUAGUGAGUCACACAGCGGAACGGCACGGUUCCGUGCCCAAGGACCUGGCCAUACCCUGCCCGUGCUGCCCCCACGUGUCCCUACGGCGGAAACAGCACAAAAAACACGUGGAGACGCACGCGGGCAAGCGGCACAGGAUAUUCUGCCCGUACUGUCUGCCCCCAAGCGAUCCAUCAGAGCCCUACGUGAAAGAGUCGGAAAAAUAUUCUUUCGACAAAUUCCCUCAAUUUUGGUACGCGUCUGAAGAGUCAUUACGUCUACACAAGAAAAGGAAACAUCCAUACGCCGCCAUGUUUAAUUACAAUUGGUUUUGUACGUGGGGAGAAAUCCCCGCUAACAGCUAAAUGUGGUAGAAAAUGGUAGGAAAUGUAUGGAAAAUGGUAGAUUUUGGGAGUGAUUGGUAGAAAAUGGUAGGAUUGUACUGAUGACUGGCGUUCCUAUGCUGAGGACAAAUUGAUAGAUAGUCGUAGGACAUGGUAGAUAAUGGUAGACAUGGUUAGGAGUUCGUCAAAUGGAAGUGUUCUAGAGUAACGGUUGAGAAUAUCGUAUGGUAGAUAUUGGUAGGAAUUUAAUGACAAGUGUGCUGAGAACAAAUAUUUUUUGUAUAGUAGAAAUUAACGAGUCGCAAUUUGAUGUUUUGUAUUGAUUUUGGACUUUUUGUAAAAUUGUAUUUUAAGUUUUAUCAGUUUUGAUUUUUUUUUAUGAAUGAAAUCAUCAUAAUUAUUGCCAUGUGAAGGCCAGUGUCGAAUGUAGUGCGUAAAAACACAAGCCUUAGUACUUAUGAUUAGCGUAGUGACGUUUGUAUCUGUGUUGCCAAAUUAAACCUAUAACGGUAGAAACUGUAUAUAUUUUGGGAGAAUUUUAAAUAUGAAAAUGGAAUAGCAUAUGUGCCUUGGAUUUUAUGACAUUCCAAUAAUAAUGAAUGGAUACACCAAUAUUUUUAGACGCUUUAAAAUACUUAAAGGAAACGUAAGUAAGUAAGUAAGUAAGUGAGUAAGUAAGUGAGUAAGUAAGUGAAUGGCAGUAGCUUUAUUAAUAAUAAAAAUUAAUUUAUAAGUCGCUUUUAAUUAGUGUAAAUAAUCACAAAUAUUGACGUCCAUUUUUUUGCAUUUUUUUUUGUAUGUAUGUUCAGGAAUACGGAUAGACUAGAUUUUUGUAAGUUUAUGUAUGUAUGUUGAUUUAAAUAUGCGAAAUGAAUUGAUGAUAUUGUCCUAUUUUAAUAAAAUUCGUAAUUAAUUUGUAUAGAGGCAAAAAUAUUAUUUUUAUACAUAAAACAUAAGUUUGUUCCAUAAUGGUACAGCCGUUUUGAAUGUUUUUUAAUCGAUUACUUUUUUAUAUAAUUAUUUCUCGCAAUAUUAAAAGGGAUAUAAUAGUA
Molecule: messenger RNA, 2259 nt
Organism: Colias croceus (clouded yellow)
Lineage: Eukaryota; Metazoa; Arthropoda; Insecta; Lepidoptera; Pieridae
Exons: 6
Coding region: 140-1228 (362 amino acids)
Source: RefSeq, a predicted model, not a curated record